Messenger RNA from Chelonus insularis, 1923 nucleotides. It is a transcript of the gene Cyp4g15, whose product is annotated as Cytochrome P450 4g15. Gene Ontology annotation, molecular function: oxidoreductase activity, acting on paired donors, with incorporation or reduction of molecular oxygen; iron ion binding; heme binding. The record is from RefSeq and is a predicted model, not a curated record. Bases 190 to 1863 code for a protein of 557 amino acids. NCBI's taxonomy places the organism in Eukaryota, Metazoa, Arthropoda, Insecta, Hymenoptera, Braconidae. The transcript is spliced from 8 exons.
GAGCAACCUCUGGCCUAGGUGAAAAAUUAGAGGGAGAGGGAGAAAACGUGAAUAGGUGAGGAACAUGCUUAUAAAAGCCUCAAAGUGCGUGGCAGUAAGUAGUUCGGUGGUUGUUUGUCUAUUGAAAUUCGUCCAAUUCUUUUGGAUUACUUUAUUGUAGAUAUUGUAAAGGGAAAUUAAAGUCAUAAAAUGUCUGCAGCCGGUCCGGAAAUAGUUGCUGGCACAGUGGCAACAACAGCCGCCACUGGCAUGUCAGCAUCUUCGGUGUUUUUAACACUUCUUGUUCCAGCACUUGUUUUGUGGUUUGUUUACUACAGAAUAUCUCGACGACACUUAAUUGAAUUAGGAAAUAAACUUCCUGGUCCUCCUGGACUUCCACUUAUUGGUAAUGCAGCCGAAUUCAUGGGAAGUCCUGACAGCAUCUUCCGUAACAUCAUGAGGCGUUCAUUUGAAUUUGAUCAAGUUGUAAGACUAUGGAUUGGACCAAAAUUGUUGGUGUUCUUAGUUGAUCCACGUGAUGUUGAAGUCAUUCUUUCUAGUCACGUUUACAUAGAUAAAUCAGCAGAGUACCGAUUUUUCCAGCCAUGGCUUGGUAAUGGACUCCUUAUUUCAACUGGACCAAAAUGGAGAGCUCAUCGUAAAUUGAUUGCUCCAACUUUCCAUUUGAAUGUAUUAAAGAGUUUCAUUGAUUUAUUCAAUGCUAAUUCCCGAGCCGUUGUUGAAAAAAUGCGCAAAGAAGAAGGCAAAGAAUUCGAUUGUCAUGAUUACAUGUCUGAGACAACAGUCGAAAUUUUAUUAGAAACUGCAAUGGGUGUGUCAAAAACUACACAAGAUCGAAGCGGAUUUGAAUAUGCCAUGGCUGUAAUGAAAAUGAGUGAAAUCCUUCAUUUGCGUCACACUCGCGUUUGGUUGAGACCGGACUGGCUUUUCAAUCUUACGAAAUAUGGAAAAGAUCAAAUCCAAUUAUUAGACAUCAUUCACAGUCUCACAAAAAAAGUAAUCCAAAAGAAAAAGGAAGACUUUAAAGCCGGAAAACGUAACUUUAUCAGCACAUCGGACUCCAAAGAAACUAAAGCUACUAGCGUUGAAGGACUUUCUUUCGGUCAAUCAGCAGGAUUGAAGGAUGAUCUUGAUGUUGAUGAUAAUGAUGUUGGCGAAAAGAAGAGGUUGGCAUUCUUGGAUCUUCUUAUGGAAGCUGGACAAAACGGAAACGUUUUAUCUGAACAAGAAGUUAAAGAGCAAGUUGAUACUAUUAUGUUCGAGGGUCAUGACACAACUGCUGCUGGCUCUAGUUUCUUCUUGUCAAUGAUGGGCUGUCAUCCAGACAUUCAAGAAAAAGUAAUUCAAGAAUUAGAUGAAAUAUUCGGUGAUAGUGACAGACCAGUUACAUUCCAAGAUACAUUGGAAAUGAAAUACCUUGAAAGAUGCUUGAUGGAAACUCUUCGAUUGUAUCCACCUGUACCCAUCAUUGCUCGUCAAAUCAAUACUGACCUUAAACUCGUAACCGGUGAUUAUGUCAUACCAGCUGGCUGUACAGUCGUUAUUGGUACAUUUAAGAUGCACCGUCAACCCCAUAUCUAUCCCAAUCCGGAUACUUUCAAUCCAGAUAACUUCUUACCUGAAAAGACAGCCAAUCGUCACUACUAUGCAUUCAUUCCAUUCUCUGCAGGACCAAGAUCUUGUGUAGGACGUAAAUAUGCCAUGCUUAAACUGAAAAUUCUUCUUGCAACAAUCUUGAGAAACUACCGUGUUAGAUCAGACAUCAAAGAAUCUGACUUCAGACUACAAGCUGAUAUUAUUCUUAAGAGAGCAGAAGGAUUCAAAGUUCGACUUGAACCAAGAACUCGUGGCGUUAAAGCUUAAAUAAUUUACAAAGUUUUGUAAAUGUUGUAAAAAAAAUUAUUAAUUUUAUUUUUUCAGUAA